Messenger RNA from Xyrichtys novacula (pearly razorfish), 435 nucleotides. The record is from the annotation of a GenBank genome assembly. Lineage: Eukaryota; Metazoa; Chordata; Actinopteri; Labriformes; Labridae.
AUGAGCAGACUCUACUUCCUGAGGAAGCUGAGAUCCUUCAACGUGUGCAGCAAGAUGUUGGAUAUGUUCUUCCAGUCUGUGGUGGCCAGCAUACUUUUCUUUGCCGUGGUUUGUUGGGGGAGCAGCAUCAGAGCCAGUGACACCAACAGACUCAACAAACUAAUCAGGAAGGCUGGCUCCGUGAUUGGCUGCAAACAGGACACAGUGGAGGCUGUUGUGGAGAGGAGGACACUGACCAAACUGUUAUCCAUCAUGGAUAACCCUGACCACCCUUUCCACCUCACUCUGGACAGACAGCGGAGCUCCUUCUCCAACAGACUGUUGCAGCUCCGCUGUCGAAGGGACAGAUUAAGGAAAUCUUUCCUGCCACAAGCUAUUGCACUAUUUAAUAACUCACAUCUGUCAGACAGGGACUCACACCUGUCUGCUGUAUAG